AUGCCGCACCCAAUCCUUGGGCCGCCGCGUGCGGUACACGCACAUUGCAUUCUCAGAGGAGGCUUCCUGUGGGAAUGCAAUGAGCGGCUUCUUACGAUCGCACGAUCGAUACGCUCUGACUCUGACCUCCUCCACCGUUUCUUGGCUCUACUCUACUGCUACUUCACCGGCCCUCCCGCGUCCGCGUUGCUCUCGCCUCCGCUCAUUCGUGACUCUGCUCUCGCGUCUGCAUCACUCUCCCCUUUGCUCCGACGCGACUCCUCCUCACCGACUCUGUCGCAUCAGCAUCACGCCUGCGUACUCUCCAUCUCGAUGCCGGGCCCCGUCCACAACGGAGGCAACAGUACCGUCACCUCGCUCUUCGACGGGAAAUUCAGGAAGAUGGACGACUCGAUCGGAGGCGGAUACUACAGCUGCGUCGGUGAGAGGAACCGAGGGCACGGUUUCAUUUCGGAUUCGGAGUAUAUGAUCGUAGUGGGUCGGUCGGGUAACGAAACCAUGGUCAGCCAGGAGUUCUGUCACGCUCAGGGGAUGCCCGAUUGUAUGCGCAAGAAAGAUCGCAACAUGGCACCUCUGCUAGGAUGGUUCAUAGGCUGCGCCGUCGAGAAGCGGGAGGCGCGUAGGAAGCCGGACGACGGCGUUCUACGAUCCUCGCAAGCCGCCAGAGCGCAAGACCCGCACGAGCCGCGUCGAUGGGGGCAAUGGUGCCACCGUACCAAGUUCCGCAGAAGCGAGAACAUCUUUCCGCUCGACGAAUACAUCCUUAACCCCAGGUCCCACCAACUCCGGACAGACAAAUUGAGCGCGACCGGGAUCGCAUUCGAAGGCUGUCCAGUAUUCGGACAGGUCGAAAUCGCGCUCAUCUAUAUACCAGUAGAAGACGGCGACCUCGUCGAUGCGGCCGUAGCGUCGCACUGGAACGCGAAGACAAUCAUGUCGAAUUUCAAGACUAUGUUGAACAUUCUCAUGUCGAGAGCAUGGACUUUGUUCCAUGCUCUCGACGAGUACGAGACCUCCGCGCACCUCACCGUCGACGACUUGAGUGUGGGCGCCCAGCCCUACGUUCGCCGCGCCUUGCGAUAUACCUAUGAUCCGUUGCCGACUCUCCCUUCCGACGUCGUACUCCCGCCCGAGGCGAGGUUCACAGAACGUGAACUGACCGACUGGGCCGUGCGCUCGACACGCUGCCUAUGGCGCCAGAUGCAGGUCAUGACGACGACGCGUAUUGAAAAGUGGUUGGCCACCGUUUGA
This is a messenger RNA of Fomitopsis serialis, 1251 nucleotides long. RefSeq lists its product as uncharacterized. The record is from RefSeq and is a predicted model, not a curated record. The transcript is spliced from 3 exons. NCBI's taxonomy places the organism in Eukaryota, Fungi, Basidiomycota, Agaricomycetes, Polyporales, Fomitopsidaceae. The coding region runs from base 1 to 1251 and encodes 416 amino acids.